UCUCUUUACUGGCGAUUGGCUAAAACCGCACCAGUUCCUGCAAUCAGCUGAGGUAUACGAUACAACUGCAGGACUGUACCAAAAGCUUCAUCCUUCUCUCUCUCUCUCUCUCCACAUUUCUCAAGUCCCAGAAAUUGCAGUAGUCAAGAUUCUUGCUUGGUUCUUCUCAUAAAAAUUUUCAAGAUUUCUGUGAAAGUCAUACAUGAGUAUUCGUUAUGGGAAUCACCAGCUUGUUCUGGGUAGCCCACCAAAACCACCCAAGUUUUCACCCAACAGGAAAUCACUGAUUUCAGUGCAUUUUAAGGGUGCUCGACAAUGGGAUCCUUCUCAUAUUUCGGCUUCUUUUUCCACCAAGAAGCCCAUUUGGGAACAUAAGUUUCUUGUUGGAGCUGCCUCUGCGGCUUCUUCUGCCCCACUGGGUGGCUCUGAUGCCGAAUAUUCUGAGCAACUGCUGGGGCCAAAGCUGAAGCAAAAAGCACGACGGGUAGCCGGAAUAGAUCAGGAAGAAAUAGAAGAUCCAACACUUUUAGCUGAUUCUGAUAGUUGUUUCUGUGAAUUUAACGGCGUGCAACUACACCACAAGAUUUGUGAUGCAGAGUUAGCAGCUCCAGAUACUAUAAAAGAAGGAUCAACUUCACAAUCCCCUAAAAAGUUUAAUUUUCCUAUGAUUUUGUUGCAUGGCUUUGGAGCCUCAGUCUUUUCAUGGAACAGAGUCAUGAAACCUUUAGCACAAGUUACUGGUUCUAAAGUUCUUGCAUUUGAUAGACCAGCAUUUGGAUUGACAUCGAGGAUUAAUGCUAUUAAGCAUUCAUCCUCUAGUAACCAAGACUCCAGACCCUUGAAUCCGUACUCAAUGAUGUUUUCGGUGUUGGCAACACUCUACUUCAUUGACUUCUUGGCUCAUGACAAAGCAAUCCUAGUGGGGCACUCUGCUGGUGCCCUUGUAGCCGUAGAUGCAUAUUUUGAGGCACCUGAGCGUGUAGCUGCUCUGAUCCUUGUCGCGCCAGCAAUUCUUGCGCCAUUGACUAUGCAGAAUGUUAUCAAAGAAAAUCAACCUGGAACGGAUAAUCAGAUACAAGGAAACAGCUCAGAUAUAAAUACCAGUGGGAACCUAGUUUCCAGGCUAUGUGGUAUUUUAUCAAAGUUCACUAAUUUUAUCGCAGAAGCCAUAGUGCACAUGGUAAAAGGGAUGGCAGACAUGAUAAACACUCUUUAUAAGAAUGCCUUGUCGGCUAUCCUGCGGUCUGCAUUUGGUGUGAUAGUGAUAAGGAUGAUAAUUGAUAGAUUUGGUAUACAAGCUGUCCGCACUGCAUGGUAUGAUUCAAAUCAGGUUUCUGAUCAUGUAGUACAAGGCUAUACAAAGCCACUGAAGGUCAAAGGCUGGGACAAGGCCCUAGCGGAAUACACAGUGGCACUGUUAACAGAUUCCGCAUCCAAAUUAAAGCCACCUCUUGCAAAAAGGCUGAGUGAAAUCUCAUGUCCAGUUCUGAUCGUUACGGGUGAUACUGAUCGGCUUGUCCCCUCUUGGAACUCUGAACGACUUUCACGAGCCAUUCCAGGAUCUUGCUUUGAAUUAAUCAAGAAUUGCGGCCACUUGCCCCAAGAAGAAAAGCCUGAAGAAUUUGUAUCUAUUGUGGAUAAAUUCCUGCAAAGAGUGUUUGGUGUUGCAGAAGAGCCACUACUCCAAGCAGCAACUUGAAGUUGGUUCCCUGCUAGGUGAACAUAAUAUUUUUCUGGCUUGAGAGGCGAACAUAAUAUUUUUCUGAGGUCUGCAGAGAAACACGAAAUGCUUUACAGAAUUUGGAAAUGUAAUUCUUAUUAUGCUUGUAAAUAGUUCCGUUGUCUCCAUACAAAUUCACACGGAUUAUUUCUUCCAUUUAACUAGAAUCCAAGUUGUACUA
This is a messenger RNA of Sesamum indicum (sesame), 1901 nucleotides long. RefSeq names its product alpha/beta-Hydrolases superfamily protein. Gene Ontology annotation, cellular component: chloroplast envelope. Gene Ontology annotation, molecular function: catalytic activity. NCBI's taxonomy places the organism in Eukaryota, Viridiplantae, Streptophyta, Magnoliopsida, Lamiales, Pedaliaceae. The record is from RefSeq and is a predicted model, not a curated record.